GAAUCAGAAAAAUCUGAUAAGGGAAACUUAAUAAAAGAAGUUAAUGUAUAUGGAGUAAUAACUUCUAAAUUUGAAAUAGAUAUAUACGUUAUGAGCAUACCAGCUCCUGAAUUAUAUCUUUUUUAUCGAAUUUAUAGUUUUGAACUCCCUGAAAGAUUUAA
Messenger RNA from Entrophospora candida, 161 nucleotides. The record is from the annotation of a GenBank genome assembly. Lineage: Eukaryota; Fungi; Glomeromycota; Glomeromycetes; Entrophosporales; Entrophosporaceae.